Maniola jurtina (meadow brown) is the source of this 3705-nucleotide messenger RNA. RefSeq lists its product as uncharacterized. The coding region runs from base 349 to 2481 and encodes 710 amino acids. The transcript has a single exon. Lineage: Eukaryota; Metazoa; Arthropoda; Insecta; Lepidoptera; Nymphalidae. The record is from RefSeq and is a predicted model, not a curated record.
CUUUGGUAUAAUACUCUUUGUUUUUGAGCGUUUGAAUUUUUGACCCUAGAGCCGUAAAAUAAAUUGAAAGAAAGAAAAAAGAAUUUUUGAUCCAGGGCCAAAAUAUUAAAUACCUAUCUAAAAAAAGGUUUUUGACACAACACAACACAAGUGCACAAGUUUUUGCAAAAAUAAAUAAUUUAUUAUUAGUGCAAAUUAAUUAAACUACCUACCUGUGAUUUGUUUUGUAACUCUAAAAGUGUGAUUUUAAUCAUCAAUAAUUUAAUAAAACGAUUUUACUGAAAUAUUGUGCUGAAUUCCAUUACGAAUACAGUAAGGUGUAUUGGACCUGCCUGAAUAAAAACAAACAUGUCGUUUUUCAAGAAUGUUACAUCAGGCUUUGGUAUUCGCAGCCGCGACACAAUAUUGAAAGAGUCUCUUAUAAAUAAUUUAUCAGAAUGCGUAAAAGAUAUUCAAUACAAUAGCCAAUUCGAGGAGAAUUUUCACAGCGUACUCGGCUCGACAGACUCCACAAACACAUUGUGUAUGGCGUUAGAGGCUGUUUUUCUUCACGGUUUGAAAGACACGUUUUUGAGAAAAGCUAAGAACGUAAUAUCCGGCGAUCCCGACUACCGGCCACAGUCUAGUUUCUGGCCCUUGAUACUUGUGUUAUCACACAGGCAGAACAUCGAUCAGAUCUCAUCUCUCCCACAAAUCAACACUGAGAUUGGGCAGUGUAGAGCCUGGCUUAGAAUUGCCCUCAAUGAAUGCCUGCUCUCUUCUUACAUGUCAACAUUGUUGAAGAAUAUAUCAGCUGUUAAGCCAUUUUACAACAGGAGUGCAUUUGUUUGUGAUUCUGAAAUAUUAGAGGUAGCACAGCAACUAGUUCAGGGAUUGGAAACAUGUGUCCAGUUUAAUUUACCAAUUAAUUCCAGCUUACUAAAUCAAUGGCCUGAACAAGUAUUGAUGCAAGCGGGCAUUUGGGUGCCAACCAUGAGAGUGGCACCGAUCACUGCAGGCCUAGAUGUGGCCAGCACGUUGACAGAUGAGGUGAAACCCAAGCUUGCACUGACACCCACACAUGCUUCCAAUAUAAGUGGAAUGGUUUUAAAUGAAGAUGAGGCUUUGAAAUUUAUUCUGUCAAAAGAUUCAAAUGAUUUAAUUAAGGAAACUAAUGAAAAAAAUGUGGCAAUCGAUGCAGAAAAGGGUGAACAGAAGCAUAAAGAAGUAACUGAAAUAGUUACUAAUAAAGAUAAUAUAAAAUCAGAAUCUGAUGCUGAUUCGUUAGAAGUGAUCGAAGCGACGACAAGUCAGGAGCCAGCAGAUCAAACAGUCCAGUCUCCAGACCUUCUCCAGGCUUAUUCUUCAUCAGUAGAUUCUGGAGAUUUUGUUGUACCCAGUGAUGUCAUUGUUACUGGGAAUUCAAUACGUGGCAAGGAAUGGUCAAACGAUAGUCACGAUGAUUUAAAUGCAUCUAUCAACUCUAAUUCAUCUCAUGGCAGCAGCAUGAUCAAAACGCCAGAAUUGAAAAGCUUAUCCUCUCUUGUAGAUCAUACACAGAAUUUGAGAGACAUUAUGAAAGACAUUCAUAAGGAAUUGCAGCUAACAGUUGAUGACAAUGUGUCUUGUGAUGUAAAAGUACAGGCAGCGGCAGAUGACCCCAGCUUACAGGGAUUGGACUUUGAAGUGGUCUCAGACUCUGUCAACGGCUCUUUCACACCUCAGGAGUUGCAAAUGAUGAUAAAACAACUGGGAAUGUUAUCCAGAGAGAAAGGUCUCGAUUACCAGAAUUACCAGUGCAAGGGUUGUCAAGACUUGCUCGGCAGCACAGUUUCCAAGGCUAAAGUCUGUGGGUACACUGGUGAAUAUUACUGUUCUAAUUGUAUGGAUCCAAAUGUAUUUAUCAUUCCGGCCAGAGUCAUACACAAUUGGGACUUCAAAAGAUAUCCAGUCUCAAAAAAAUCUGCAUUAUUCUUAUUAGAAUUCCAACAUCAUCCUUGGAUAGAUAUGAAAAAGCUUAAUCCAAAAAUAUAUUGUGGAGUCUCAGAUAUGGCUCAGCUCCAAGAGUUAAGAAUACAACUGAAUUUUUUGAGAACCUAUAUCUUUACUUGCCGUGAACCGGUGAUUGAGGAGCUACAGAAACGCGUGUGGCCCAGGGAGUACCUGUACGAUCAUGUACAUUUGUACACAAUAUCAGAUUUAGCACAGAUACCGAAUAAUUCUUUGGCCUUACAGUUAGAAAAAGUGGUUAACUUUGCAAGGUCCCAUGUACUAGACUGUUGGCUCUGCAGCCAAAAGGGCUUCAUAUGUGAAGUUUGCAAGGACUCCAAGAUAUUAUAUCCAUUUGAGACAAGUUCAACAUAUAGAUGUGAUGAAUGUUCGAGUGUCUUUCAUGCUAAAUGUCAAAACGAAAGCUUGCCUUGUCCUAAAUGCAAAAGGAGACAAGAACGUACAAAUGACACAUCACUGGUUGAUGCCCUCCAAUAUCAUUUUAUCAAAUAGCUCUUAAAGUUAAUUGCUUAAAUGCAGUUUCAAGAUCAUUGUACUGAUUUAUUAUUAAUAUAUUAUCAUCUAAAAAGACAGGUCUUAGUACCCAUUGUGUAAAUGGUAGAUAAGAGUAAUGGGCGGAGAUUAUUGAAUGCUUUUGCAUUUAGUAUUUUUCAUAUACACAUUUAUUUGAGAUAAAAAUGUAAAGAGCAGAUUUACAAUAAUAGUAUGAAACCUCAGAAGCUCAAUAGUCAAGAAGUGGCCAGAAAUCUGAAAGGUUGCCCGCUCAACCUCCACUUAUUGCACUGUCACAGUUCACAACAGUCAGGGAACUUCUAACAAAACGUUGAGGCUGCGACGUCACUGGCAGGUGUCAAAUGUUAGUACAUUUGAUGCAGGUAGCCUUAUUUCUCUUUGAUUUUAUAUCACUGUAUAAUAUUAGGCAUAUUUGACAUAUCGUCGAUUCAGGAUCAAACCGAGUUCCCUCACUCUAGUUCACUCUGCUUAGAUCAAUAUCUAGUUUCUCUAUCCCUACAAUGUUAUUUCGAAUGUGCGCGUUUUUUUCGGUACAAAAUGCAUUACGUUGUGGAAAUGGAGGUCAAUAUCCUGUGUCUUAAUGUAAAAACUUUGAGUUUCACUUCAAUUCUCCUCGAAAGUGAAUCAAUUACAUUAAACACUUAAUUGGAGGGGAAAGGAUAAUAUCUGUCACAUUUAGGUUCAGUAUCUAACAAUAUAAAAUAAAUUUUAUAAAUCCUGUGGCAACUCUGGUUUGGCUCCAGGAUGUAAGCUAUAUUUGUACCAAAUAUAUGAUAUGAUGCCUGCAACUUCAUCUACUGGAUUUAGAUUUUUGGGAAUCCCGUGGGAUCUCUUUGAUUUUUCGGGAUGUAGGAAAGGAAAAGCUAUCUCUUACCAAAAUAUUCGUCAAAAUCGAUUUAACAGAUGGGCUAAAAUAGCUAGCAGGCACAUUUUAGUAUGCUCGUAAUGUGCGCUAACAUCUUAAAUCUGUGAUAAGCUUUAGAACUUCAAUAAUUCAAAGGAAAGCCAGAAAAGAAUUCUAUGAAACAUUUUUAUUUUUACAUAGGUAUUCCAUUAUAUUUGGUUUGUUUUUAAUAAAUUACAAUAUGUUGAUUUAUUAUAUCACCUAUCAAUUAAGGCAAGGCGCUAAUGAUCUAUUUCAUUUGAUGGCUGUUAUCUUUCUGUGCUAUUAACAUGCUGUUAAUAAAUAAUAAUUAUAUUAUA